AUGGAUCCAACAACCACCAAUUUCACACUUCACGAAUCGACUCGAUCUGACAUGCCAUCCUUAAAAGACAAGGAUCCCUUCUCCUCCGGCUUUCCGGAACAACAAGAAGCAUUUUCGGAACCAAUUUCUCAACUACAACAACAACAACCCUUCGAAAGUUCCUCUCCCGCACAAGAACCAAUUUCACACCAAUCGAUUCCAUUCGAACCAGUCGAACCUUUUCCGAAACAAAGUUUAUCGAAAAAUAGAAACAAUCUUCGAUCGCUCGUUUUAUGGUUUCUCGCCAUGAGUGUCAUUUUGUGUUUGGUUGGAAUUUUGUGUUUUUCUAUUGGUGGUGCUUUAUUUGGAGUGGUGAAUGCAGAUCCUGAAUUGAAAUUGGAUCCAAAUGCAUUGAUGUAUGUUCAUAGAAAUUGUUGUGUGAUUAGUGAUGUUGUGGAAUGUACUUCUACGAAUUUUUCGAGACGUGCUGAGCGGUGUAGAUUUAAUGUGACAUUUCCAUUAUUGGGAAUAGAGGUGUUGACAAGUGACCCUUUGAGAGGAAAUGGUGUGAAUUGUUUUGUGAAUAACACCAAUAAUACCUCUACGAAAUGGAUAUCCCUGAUUACCACAUUUAGAUACUCUUCAUCGAAAGUAAGAGCUACUUUUUCAAAUCAAAGUUAUGUGUCUUGUUAUACAAAUAAGGAAGAAUCAAAAGUUGCCAUUCUUGAUCCAAUUAGUGAGCUCUAUGAAGGAUACACUUCAGGAGCAAUCGCAACAGUUACCAUAGGUUCUGUUUCCAUCGGUUUUGUCAUUACAGUAGGUGUUUAUCUCUUUAUUAAGAUGAUAGGAGAAAGUCCAAGAAGAGAAACCAAUAAGAGUCAAUUCGUUCAAUAA
Naegleria fowleri is the source of this 873-nucleotide messenger RNA. RefSeq lists its product as uncharacterized. Lineage: Eukaryota; Heterolobosea; Eutetramitea; Acrasida; Naegleriidae. The transcript has a single exon. The record is from RefSeq and is a predicted model, not a curated record. The coding region runs from base 1 to 873 and encodes 290 amino acids.